Coffea eugenioides is the source of this 753-nucleotide messenger RNA. Its product is annotated as protein trichome birefringence-like 41. Gene Ontology annotation, cellular component: Golgi apparatus. Bases 1 to 753 code for a protein of 250 amino acids. The record is from RefSeq and is a predicted model, not a curated record. Gene Ontology annotation, molecular function: O-acetyltransferase activity. Lineage: Eukaryota; Viridiplantae; Streptophyta; Magnoliopsida; Gentianales; Rubiaceae. The transcript is spliced from 4 exons.
AUGAAAGUUGUAAUUUUGUAUCUCCUCCUCCAUCUUCUUCACAUAUGCCAAGUCACAAGUGCAGAAAACUGCAACUUCUUCAAUGGAAGUUGGGUGUUUGAUUCAUCAUACCCACACUACAACUCAACUACAUGUCCCUUUAUAGAGCAUGUAUUCAACUGCCAAAGAAAUGGCCGGCCCGAUGAGAUGUACCUCAAAUACCGGUGGCAACCGCAAGACUGUCAAUUACAAAGAUUCUGUGGCUAUGACUUCUUGCGAAGAUUCAAAGGGAAGAGCAUCAUGUUUGUGGGUGAUUCUUUAUCACGGAAUCAAUACCAGUCGUUAUUAUGCUUGUUGUACACAUCAAUGCCCGGAAUCAAGUACAAAGAGAUGAGAUCAGGCGACAUCUCCGUAGUACAUUUCUUGGAUUAUGAAGUUCAAGUAAAGCUUGAUAGAAAUCUGUUUUUGGUGGAUGUGGCACGAGACAAGGACAAGAUUGGUAGGGUAUUAGUAUUAGACUCAGUUGCCGGGAAAGCCCGUCAUUGGCUGGUAAAUGACGUGCUCGUCUUCAACACAUUUGCUUGGUGGGGAAGAAGAGGAUCUAUGCAACCAUGGGAUUUCAUUAAACUCGGAGAUAAGAUAAUGAAAGACAUGGACCGGCUAGCUGCUUUGGAGACGGGACUCACGACAUGGGCUAGAUGGGUGGAUGCAGCUGUUAAUCCUAAUAAAACAAGGGUUUUCUUUCAAACCACCUCUCCAGCGCAUUACAAGUGA